AUGAGGGAUCAGCCGAAUCCUAAAGGUCAAUAUGGGUUUGAGACGUCCCCUCCACCUUCUGAGGAUGCCGGUCUGCUUGGGCUGAACAAAGACAUACGGCAGUACGUUCGCAAGAAGGACGCAGAAGGGAGAGACGAUGAGCCAUGGCUAUCGAAGCAAGAACUUCCUUCUUCUGAUGAGAUCAUGGGCACAGAGAUGGAAAACGAUGAUUGCGUCGCCUUGAUGCCUAAUAGAAUACUUGGUCCAUGGCCGUCAAGUGGCGCAUACCUGAGAGCACAUUAUGAGCUUCUAAGGGAAGAUGCAGUCGCUCCUUUGAGAGAUGCAGUCGCCUACGUCAAAGACGACCCACACAUGAUGGAUUCACCGCUCCUAAACAUCUACGAAAAGGUGUAUAUUACAGGAAUUACUUUUGCGCAGAAAGGUGUGGCCGUAAAGGUCCGCUUCUCCACUGCACGAGCAGGAAAGAACAUUGUGUGGGAAUAUACGAAACGGCUGAUGAGCGGCACUAUAGUUGCUUUGUCCCCAGCAAAUGACUGCUUUCAGUCAAAAUGUGUAGUGGCUGUGGUGGCUGCCAGGCCUCUUGAGGGAGUAAAGCAGCAACCUCCCGAGAUUGAUCUACUCUUUGCUCGUGCAGAAGAUGCGGACUUCGAUCCUCAGCAGGAAUGGAUCAUGGUAGAAGCGAAAACCGGUUAUUAUGAGGCGCAUAGACAUACAAUGACAGCUCUUCAAAAGAUGGCUACAGAAAGCUUUCCUCUUGCGGAACAUAUUUGUCGUCUUGGUCUGGAAUUGCAACCUCCAGAGUACUUAACCGCUGAUCCGCGUGUUAACAUGGAGCCUAUAUUCCCGGAUGAUGCUGGAACGGACGAAAUCAAUGUGCUGGAAGCAUGGCCACAGACACCCAUGGGAAAUCUAGAUUCUUCUCAAUGGGCUGCUCUCAACCAAAUCCUUACGAAGGAAUUGGCCCUCAUUCAGGGACCCCCAGGCACUGGAAAGACGUUUGUAUCGGUAGUCGCUCUCAAAGUCAUACUCACCCACAUGCGGGAAGGAGAUCCGCCUGUCAUUCUUGCUGCCCAGACAAAUCAUGCCCUCGAUCAGCUUCUACGCCAUGUGUCUAUGUUUCAAGGAAACUACAUCCGCCUUGGCGGAAGAAGCACUGAUGUCGAUAUCAAAAAACGCACCUUAUUUGAAAUCAGGAAGAAGCUACCAAUUCAAGUAGUCCCUGGGGGGCUUCUGGGACCUGCAAGAAAAGAACUUAGAAGACUGAUUGAUGAGAUUUCCGCUCUCCUCAAGCCAUUCAAUCAGGAACGUUCUGGUUCACCACUUCCAGCGUCUUUUUUCCUAAAAGUGGGUGUUCUGUCUCAGUCACAAUUCGAUUCUCUCGAAAGAGGAGCCCAAGGUUGGGUACGAGGUGGUUCAGGAAGCGAUUCAGACCCAAUAGUAAACUGGUUGGGUGACUACAUAUCAAAAUUCGAAGUCGUUUAUGACACCGAGAAUUUCGGUUUUUCGGAGGAUGAUAUUGACCUCGAGUACGAACAGCUCAAAGAGCUAGAAGCGGAACAGGGUAUCGAGGACGAUGAUUUGGAGAUCCUUCGAGGCACAUUUACCCAUCUGAAAGAAAACUUUAUGGGCCGCGGAAUACCUUCUCUUUCUGAGAAGACGAUUCAGGAAGUACACCUCAGACGUCACGACUUGUGGAGAAUACCCGCCAAUGUCCGCGGUUCUGUGUACAAUACUCUUCGAAGGCUCGCCAAGGAGAAAAUAACUGGGAAACUUCGGCAGUUCUUGCGCCUAUACGACGAUUGCUGUGUUGAUCUACAGAUUGGGAAAUGGGAGCGGGACUACAAUAUUCUGAAGAGCGCCAAAGUAAUCGGAAUGACUACUACGGGGCUGAGCAAGUACCGAGCCCUGGUCUCUAGCCUCAAACCAAAGAUUGUUAUGGUUGAGGAAGCUGCAGAAGUGAUUGAAGGUCCAGUCGCAGUGGCCUGCAUCGAGUCUCUACAGCAUCUCAUACUUGUCGGCGACCACAAGCAGCUCCAGGGCCAUUGUUCUGUACAGGAGCUUGAAGGGGAACCUUUCUUCCUCAAUGUAUCCAUGUUUGAAAGGCUCGUCCACAAUGGUAUUGAUUUCAGGACCCUGACCAGACAGCGGAGAAUGGCUCCCGAAAUUCGCAAACUACUGAGUCCGAUCUACAGCGAUCUGCAGGAUCAUCCUUCCGUCUUGGAUCGCCCCAAAAUCCCAGGUAUGGGAGAUAUCAAUACCUACUUCUUUCAUCACACAUGGCCAGAGAGUUCCGAUAACCUUUCGUCCAAGUACAAUCAGGAUGAAGCACAAAUGAUGGUCGGUUUCUACUUUUACCUCGUGCUGAAUGGAAUGUCGGUGAAUGACAUUACUGUGCUUACGUUCUAUAAUGGUCAGAGGAAGAAGAUACUGAAACUACUAAAAGAUCACCAAUACCUUCAGGGUCAGUAUGUCAAGGUUGUCACCGUCGAUUCCUACCAAGGAGAGGAGAACGAAGUUGUUAUCUUAUCACUUGUUCGGAGUAGCGAACGUGCGAACAUCGGCUUCUUGUCCAUUGAGAACAGAGUUUGCGUUGCUCUGUCCAGGGCGAAAAGAGGAUUCUACAUAUUCGGAAAUGGAGAGGCAGUUUCCCUCGCUGAUCCACUAUGGUGGGAAAUCGUCUGCAUUAUGGGGGAAGAUCAGUCAGGUCAACGAAGAUUGGGUCGUCGUCUGCCGCUGACAUGCGUCAAACACGGGAGAAGGUUCUAUAUUCGAGAAUUAAAGGAGUGGCAUGCUAUCAAUGGAGGUUGCGAGCUCAAGUGUGGAGAAGUUCUCUCUUGCGGUCACACUUGCGAACUUCGUUGUCAUAGUUUCUCCCACGAUCAAGUGAGCUGCAAUCAGAUUUGUGGGAAACCACUUGCAUGUGGGCAUGUUUGUCGUGAGCAUUGCUCCACCGGUCACCCGUGCCAUUGCGAAUGCAAACCACCUGCCGUCGAACAUGUCACCAUUGAGCGUCUCGCCAUCGAACGUCUGGCUAUGGAAGAAGUACGCCCGACUGUCAGAAGAACUGCUACAAACUCUUCUAUCCCUGAGGAGAAGCACACCGAGCUCGUCCAAAAGUACCAUAAAUUCGUUAACGGCGGCGCUCAGGAACAAGAUGCGUUCCUGAAUGCCAGGGCCAAGGACAUGGCUUCGGAAGAGUUGAAACAGCAGCUGGACGACGAGGCAUUCAGAGACCUCUUCGGUGGCGAGAACGAGAAUACUGCUUCGAAAUCGUCUAAACCCCGUAGGGCGCCUUCGACGAAGCGCGUUCCUGAUGGUAAGGGCGGUUACAGAGAGCGGUACGUCGACUAUUUCAGCGCACGCACAACUCCAAGCAGAACGUCCAAGGAAAGUUCCCCAGGACAACACCUCUUGGAUAAUAGUGAUUAAAGGUCCAUUUCUUCCACUAGACCUCGAGAACUGGAUGACUCUCAGCGGCUUUACUCACAUUGCCGACAAAAAGAUGCUGUCUCACGCCAAGCUACUGGUAGAAUAGAGGUCAAGUGGAUAGAACCGGAUACUGAUGCACAGAUAUCAUUUCGAAAAGCUCCAGGCCACAAUAGAUGUUUUUAGUAAUUGCAUAUUCCAAUUCAGAAACAUUCA
Messenger RNA from Paecilomyces variotii, 3642 nucleotides. Its product is annotated as DEAD box helicase. Gene Ontology annotation, molecular function: helicase activity. The transcript is spliced from 5 exons. Gene Ontology annotation, cellular component: nuclear RNA-directed RNA polymerase complex. The record is from RefSeq and is a predicted model, not a curated record. NCBI's taxonomy places the organism in Eukaryota, Fungi, Ascomycota, Eurotiomycetes, Eurotiales, Thermoascaceae. Bases 1 to 3429 code for a protein of 1142 amino acids. Gene Ontology annotation, biological process: regulatory ncRNA-mediated heterochromatin formation.